This is a messenger RNA of Daphnia carinata, 2708 nucleotides long. It is a transcript of the gene Rrp6, whose product is annotated as exosome component 10-like. The transcript has 7 exons. Gene Ontology annotation, molecular function: 3'-5'-RNA exonuclease activity; nucleic acid binding; nucleotide binding. Gene Ontology annotation, cellular component: nuclear exosome (RNase complex); nucleolus. The record is from RefSeq and is a predicted model, not a curated record. The coding region runs from base 137 to 2590 and encodes 817 amino acids. Gene Ontology annotation, biological process: nuclear polyadenylation-dependent snRNA catabolic process; histone mRNA catabolic process; nuclear polyadenylation-dependent rRNA catabolic process. Lineage: Eukaryota; Metazoa; Arthropoda; Branchiopoda; Diplostraca; Daphniidae.
ACCAAAUAAGCAUGCUUUCUAGUUUCUGCUAACCUCAAGCGUAAUAGAGUCAGAUACUCGGGUGAUUGUUUUCACUGCAAACUCUAGUAAGAAAUUCAGACUCGGUGGAAUUGAUGAUAAAGCAAAAUUUGUAAAAAUGAAUGAAAAAGAAAGUGAGAAAAAUGGAAGGGCCCAGGAAGUUCAACAGACUUUAUUCCAGAGUGCCAUGAAAGUCACCAAAUAUUCUAAUGAAUUACCCGGUAGUGGAUCAGACUGGGAUUAUUACCAAAGUUAUCCUGCAUAUGCCAGUGCCAUGAAAGAAUUUGGUGGACGAAUAACAAAUUUGAUGACAAAAAUUUAUGGACACUAUGGACUGACAGGCAAAGUGGGAAAAUUGGACUUGGAAGAACAAAUGGAACUUGUGUCGGAUAGCAAUGAUGUCCUGAUGGAGAGAAUAAACCUUUCUCUGGAUGAAGCUGCUGGACUAAAAAAACAAGCAGAGACUGUUGUUGUUGAAAUGAUGGCAAAAACUUCAAACAUUAAUGGUAGUUGGAAUCGGCACUCAGUGAGCUCAACGACAACAUACAAACUUCUUUCAGCCAAAAAUAUACUGAGACCUCAGUUAAAAUUCAAAGAGAAAAUCCGAAACUCUCCUGGGCCAUUUGUCCCAAAAAUCAAAGAGAAACCUCAUUCAUUGAAACCUUUAGCGAUAUUAUUGGAACUGAAUGAUUUAGGAGACGAGGAGUUUAGUCAUCCUUACGAAUUUGAACUAGAACGUUUCACACCGCAUCCAAAAUUCUUGACAGUAGCUGAUGAAGUGGCACCCUUCUCCAAAGUCAAAGACACUCCCCUUGUAAUGGUCGAAACAGAAGAAGCUUUAAAAAGUCUCAUAAAUGACUUGCUUAUGGAAUCUGUGAUUGCUGUUGAUCUUGAGGCACAUUCAUAUAGAUCGUUUCAAGGCAUAACGUGCUUAAUGCAAAUUUCGACAAACAAGUGCGACUACAUUGUUGACACUCUAGAACUGUGGGAUCAUUUACAACCCUUGAACGAAGUAUUCUGUAAUCCGAAAAUUGUCAAGAUAUUCCACGGAGCUGAUAUGGAUAUUCAAUGGCUUCAAAGAGAUUUCGGCAUUUAUGUGGUUAAUCUUUUCGACACUUAUCAAGCCGCAAAACUUCUUGGUUUUGCACAGCUGUCAUUGGCUUUCAUCCUGCGUCAUUAUUGCCAAAUCGUUGCCGACAAACAGUAUCAGCUGGCUGAUUGGCGAAUUCGUCCAUUGCCCGAGCAGAUGGUAAACUACGCUCGAGAAGAUACCCACUACUUGGGAUACAUCUAUGAAAAAAUGAAAAAGGAUCUAAAGGUGAAGGGGACGGGUGAUAAUCUCUUAACAGCCGUAUGGAAUAAUAGCCGACUCGUCUGCCUGAAACGUUACAGGAUUCCGCCAAUUACUGCGGAAAGUCACAUUGAGUUGUACAGACUCAGCAAGAAAAUUUUCAACGAACGACAGUUGUACGCUCUUAAGGAGAUAUUCGCCUGGAGAGAUCGAGUGGCUCGCGAAGAGGAUGAAAGCAUUGGCUUUGUUUUGCCCAAGCACAUGAUGUUGCAAAUUGCCGACGUCCUUCCUCGAGAGAUGCAGGGCAUUCUUGCCUGCUGCUCUCCCAUUCCGCCGCUCGUCCGCCAGCAUUUACUACAUCUUCACGAGAUCAUCUUGAAAGCUAGAGAAAUGCCACUCGCUACAUUACAGCGUCAUGGGCAGCCAUUAGCGAUGCCGAAAUUGAUGCCGACACCAUUGGAACAGGACACUGAAGAUCCUUUACACUGUAUGCACGACUUGACACACUCUCAGGACAUUAGAGACGAUCUGCCAACUCUGUUGAAUACGGAUGUUAUUGAGACAUUGACGUCAAAAUCAGUACACGAAUGUAAUGGAGUCCGAGUUACAGUGAAAGACAUGCCACAAGCUCGAUUAUUCACUGAAACAGCCGAAUCAAGCAUCUCGCGAAAAUUCACUGCCAGUUUCGUCUCCCCGUACACAAGAUACAUGCGUGUGAAGGUAGCACAGGAAAUUACAGAAGCGAACCGAGUCGAAAGGUUAGGCCAACAAUCCACAGAAGAUGUACAACAGACUGAACCCGAGGCAAAGCGUGACUUAGAAGCAACGAAAGAAGAAGCAGAAGCUGUUCCCCGUAAGAAAAAGAAAUUACCAUUGAAAGCGCAAGGACUUCACAAGAAGAAGAAAUUGGGGGAUAAACGUAGUGUCAAGCGACAGGCGGCUGCCAAGGCUUCGGCAACUGCCAAUGCAUCAAACGGAGAGCCUGAUGUUGCAGGAGAGCCAUCGACUUCCAAGAAAUCAAGUCCGGAAGUGAAGAAAAAGGCGAAGAAAAACCUGAAGCGCAAUCAAGCAGAGAAUGCACAAGCAGCCAUUUUCGAACCUUUCGAUUAUUCCCAGGUUGAUUACCACGCUUUCAAAAGGAGCGCCCUUCGUGAAGACGCCGAAGGACGUGGUCGUGGUAGAGGAAGAGGUCGUGGUGGCCGUGGAGGUGGACGCGGACAUAGCAAUAAGAGAAUUCACAGAAAGAGUGGGCAAAAGAGUCUUACAUAUUCAUCUAAAUAACCAUGCACGACUUUUCGAAAUUAAUGAUUACUUGUUGUGGAUGAUCAUUUGACCCUGUUUCUCCCUUAUCGUCAAAUUUUCAAUCAUUUUGAAGUAAACAAGACACCUUUCAAAGAAA